Rhododendron vialii is the source of this 1355-nucleotide messenger RNA. RefSeq names its product farnesol kinase, chloroplastic. The record is from RefSeq and is a predicted model, not a curated record. The transcript has 6 exons. NCBI's taxonomy places the organism in Eukaryota, Viridiplantae, Streptophyta, Magnoliopsida, Ericales, Ericaceae. Gene Ontology annotation, molecular function: kinase activity. Bases 225 to 1154 code for a protein of 309 amino acids.
AUACACGACGAUAAUAAUAAUCGGAGAGAAAACAGGAAUCAGUUUUACUCAAAACAACAAAGUCGUGGGGCUCGAUCCCCUGUUUCAAGGCAAAUUCACGGGGACUAAACAUGUUCGGUGAAAAUCGGUGUCGGGGCGGCGUCCAAUGAUAGCCAGUGGACCGCUUCAAGGCAUUAUCUGAUUCAAAAAGAUUCUAGGAAUAUAAAAUAGACGGGGCCGUACCGAUGGCCACACUUACUCAACAACUGUCAGUCUUCGCUCGUGUCAUCAGCACGAGCUCUCCAGUCGAACUUCAGUUGACCGAUUCCACUGCGAUCUCGUCUCUCCGACCCCAUCCUCGCCUUCCUCUUACUACUCUUCGCUUUUUCUCCGCCGCCACCGCCGUCAGUCGCCGCCGCAAUCUGGCUUCUGUUCCGGCGGCGGCGUCGAUGUUGUCGGAAAACCCAGUCGUGAGCGAUAUCAUCGCCGCCGGAAUAUCAGGGGGCAUUGCGCUCUCUUUGCUUCGGUUUUGGGGGGAAAUCGCCAAACGAGGGAUCUUUGACCAGAAACUAACCAGGAAGCUUGUGCAUGUGAGCAUUGGGCUAGUUUUCAUGCUUUGCUGGCCUCUAUUCAGUUCUGGUCAUCAAGGAGCAAUUCUAGCAGCUCUUAUUCCUGGGGUUAAUAUAAUAAAGAUGCUUCUUAUUGGACUUGGGAUAUGGAAGGAUGAGGCUACUGUCAAGUCAAUGAGUAGAUUUGGGGACCACAGGGAACUUCUGAAGGGACCGCUAUACUAUGCUUCCGCAAUCACUUUGGUUUGUGCUAUUUAUUGGAGAAGUUCUCCAAUUGGAAUUGCCACUAUUUGCAACCUUUGCGCUGGAGAUGGUUUAGCUGACAUUGUUGGAAGGCGAUUUGGAACUCAGAAAUUACCGUACAACAGAGACAAAUCCUUUGCUGGUAGUAUUGCAAUGGCAACUGCCGGUUUCCUAGCGUCAAUUGGAUACAUGCACUAUUUCGCCUUGUUUGGAUAUGUUGAAGAAAGUUGGGAAAUGGCUUUGGGUUUCUUGUUUGCGUCUCUUGCCGCAGCACUGGUUGAAUCCCACCCUUCAAGCAUGGAUCUUGACGACAAUCUCACAGUUCCCCUUGCUUCUAUUUUGGUUGGCAGUUUUGUCUUCUGAUUUCUGGCUGUCAACUUUCAUUAGUAUCCAGUUAGUCCUUGAUACGUAUCAAUUGUAAGACCAAAUGUUGUACCUUAUUUCUUACUUGCCCUCUUCCCUUAUUAGGGUUUCGGGUUGUUAUUCUCAAAAGGCUGAAUGUAUGUGAAUAUAUACCCACGGAAAUUGGAAUUAAAUGUUAAUCUUCUUAUUUCUUUAGGUCAA